AUGUCUGCAAGGCAAUUUUAAGUUGACGUCGAAAAUUUUGGGAAAAUAUUUUCUGUCGUUAAGAAUUUUACUUUCUUUCUGAAAAGCCUAGAGUUCACUUCAUUAUCAAUCGGACGUUUAGUCUAUUGCUCAACAAAUCAACCCGAAUCAACUAAAGUCACCGGUAUGGAUACUGAAGAUAAGCAGUCGUGUGAUAAUUUCACACUGGACACGACGUCCAGCUCCAAACUGAAUUAUCCAUGUGGCGGUCUUGAAAUGAAACGGAAAUUGGAUGACACGGAGAAACCAGAAAAGUCCGAAGACUCCACAGAUCCAUGUGCGCAUAUGAUCUCGACCUCGUCAUCCUCCUCGUCCAAUACCAUUAUGAGUCAAUACUUCGCCUCUGAGUGUGAGAAACGCGAUCAAACAAGAAAAGAGCCCCCAAAUAUUGGCUACGAGUUGAAUGUGGCCAAGGCGAUUAUGCAACAAUACAGCACCAUCAGCGGUGACAAUUUGUUCGACCACUUGUCUGAUAUAAUUAAAAGAGUUAUCGAUGAACGUCCACCGAAUGUUAUAGACUUCUUUGAGGAGUUCAGUCGCAAUGUGCGUGAACAGAAACUACAUCUGCCAGAGCGAUUUCCACCGGACGGCGUCUUCGAAGAGUCGCGACUCUAUCGUGUGGCCAAAAAGUUACUUUUGUCAAUGAAGUUACCAACACCGGAACCGCACGAACUGCCCGCCGCGGACGAAAUGACUGCUUUGGAGGAGUCGAAAUCGGCUAUUUUGGAAGGACUGAAGCUAGACAUUUUAGACUUAAGCCGCUUCAUAACCUUCAAUGAGCGUGUACAGCAUUUACAAUUCUUUUGGAAUCAAUGCGGCUUCGGUAUCAACCCAGACGACAUCUUUCAACUCGCCUGUGCCAUGGAUCGCCUGCAAACACAUCCCUCCAUAAUGCAAUGUCGUUUUUGGGGCAUGAUCAGCGGUCUAAAAGCAUCAUAUUAUAUAGUGGAGGCCUCACUGUCACAUGAGGAGGUGCUGUCACGUGUCGAUCAAAUGACCGAGGAGCUACAGGAAAAGCGCAAGGAGAUGUUACAACGCAUCGUAUCGGGUGUACGACCAACACCAACCUUCAUCGGCCCGGAAUUGAUACCCGGAAAAUUGGGUUGGGACCAACAUCCGAUUGAGGAAGUAGAGAAAAUGGUGCCCGAAGCAGCGCCAAUACCGCUAGUUGAACCGAAGGAGGUAUUUAGUGUGCCACCCGAACUGGUUGGCGCAGGCACCAAUCGCUAUUCGUACUUUGUCGUGAACAAUGUUUCAGAUGACUGGAUAGAAUUACCCAUGGUAACACCGGGUCAAAUUAGAGCUUCACGCGAAAUAAAGAAAUUCCUUACGGGCGAUCUUGAAGCGGACAUACAAUCGUAUCCCUGCUUUCCGGGCAAAGAAAAACAUUACUUGCGUGCGCUCAUAGCACGCAUAACAGCCGGUACAUAUAUUGCGCCUUACGGUUACUACCGAACGAUGACGAAGAAGGAGCGACGUGCCUACGAUGGUAUAGAAGAUGACGAGGAGGAGGAGGAGGAGGAAGAGGAACCAUCUGUUUUGGGCGAGGGCGAAGAAGAUACAAUUGAUAAUGACGUAAUGCUCUUGAAGAAUGAAAAAUACGAGCCGGAACAGUUGGAGUCACUCACAGACACAGAGAAAUGGUUACAUGUACGCCCGAAUCUACUAUUGCAGGGACGUGUCAUCUGGUAUGAUGAAUUGAAGGCGCAAAAAGUACGCGAGAAGGAAAUAGAACGUCUUAAGAAAAUGCUACAUAUGGAGGAGAUGGGUGUGGAAGAGGAUGAACUGGAAUUGGAGGAAGAGGAGGAGGAAGACAUGGAGGGGGAAGAAUUUUCUGUGCCCGAAGAAGGACCGCCGAUACUGCAUCCAAUCUCCAACGAUCGUAGUGAUCAAUACACUAUACCGUGGGUCUCACGCUUCACCAGCAAAUACACUAAUCGUAAUGAACGUAUACUCGUCAUGCAAUCGAAUGUCUGGCCGGGUGCUUACACCUUUACCUUUGAAAAACUCUGCGAAUCGAUUUAUGUCGGUUGGGGUCAUAAGUAUGUGGCACGUAAUAUGUUAUUUAAACACUUGCCACCCGUAAUGGGUGAGUAUCCGCAUGGCGAUGAAGACUUCAUUGAGACCACCGAUCCGACACCCGAGGAGGAGGAGGCUUAUCGGCUGAGUUUGCUUAAGAAACAGAAGAAAGUGGACGAUGGUGAGCAGUUGGAUGAGUAUGACGACGAGUACUCGGCUGAUACAAAUACAACAGAUCAAGAUGAAGAAGAAUGAAUGAUUUAUUGAAAUAUUUUCUUUGAAGAAAACAAUUUGUUCACUUGUUUUAAAAAUUAUAUAAAAUGCAGUU
This is a messenger RNA of Ceratitis capitata (Mediterranean fruit fly), 2386 nucleotides long. RefSeq names its product radial spoke head protein 6 homolog A (gene Rsph4a). Lineage: Eukaryota; Metazoa; Arthropoda; Insecta; Diptera; Tephritidae. The transcript is spliced from 4 exons. The record is from RefSeq and is a predicted model, not a curated record. Gene Ontology annotation, biological process: cilium assembly; cilium movement involved in cell motility; axoneme assembly. The coding region runs from base 166 to 2313 and encodes 715 amino acids. Gene Ontology annotation, cellular component: radial spoke; axoneme.